CAUCACAAUACAAAGGAGAGGGCUGGUAUUUAUAAGCAUUUUCCGCCACCCAAAGCAGAUCGCUUCAUGGGUGGGGAAAACUUUCUUAACAUUGUGGGUACCGCCCAAUUUAAUAUGAUUGGUAGAAAGUCACCGUUCUUAUAACAUUGUUGACAAUUUUAGUUCAGUUCAGACUAUGAAGCUUCUUCUUGUUUUUCAUCUGUCUGCCAACGAGCAGUUUGACGUUAGCAGGCAAGAGUAGCUUUCUCUCUUAUCGCAUUUUCCUCUACCUCUCUUUUUUAGGCUUUUAAAUAAACCCUACUGUCACAGCCUCCUUCCCACUACCAACACAACAAUGGCUGUAACUACCACCUUCUUUCUCUUCACUCUCCUCUUCUCUUUCCCCCUCACUUUCUCCCUUACCCUUCCCACCACUACUUCACCUCUAGAUGUCUCCUCCGCAAUUAAACGCACACUUGACAUCCUUAAUGUUAAUUAUUCACGCGUACAGCUUCAGCCAUUUGGUCAAGAAACCAUGCAAAAAUCCUUUCUCAAUCGCUCUUCCUGUUCGUUUUCUUUCGCUCUUCAUUCUAUAGAAAUUCUCAAUAAAACCCAAUACAAGGACUACAAAACCCUGCUCGAUUCUCGACUUGACCGGGAUUUGGCCCGAGUUAACUCCCUGGUUUCCAAACUUCAGCGUGCUCUCGACAAAGAGAAGGUGAAACAUUCUGAUGCUGAUAAUGAGAUGCUCACUCAGGGUGACGAAUUAUCGGCUCCACUAGUGUCUGGCGAGAGCCAAGGGAGCGGCGAGUACUUCGCUCGUAUCGGAGUUGGAUCACCGGCGGAGCAGUACUACAUGGUGAUCGACACUGGCAGUGAUGUUAGCUGGAUUCAAUGUGAACCGUGUAUUGACUGUUACGAACAAUCCGACUCGAUUUACGAUCCAUCCUCCUCGUCGUCUUAUGAAUCUGUUUCGUGUGAUUCUCCUCAGUGUGAACAACUUGAAGUGUCAGCUUGCAGUAGAGACUCAUGUAUCUAUGAAGUGACGUACGGUGACGGGUCUUUCACAGUGGGUAAUCUCAUGACCGAAACACUGUCGUUCGGGAAGAGUGGAUACGUGGAAAAUGUCAUCAUGGGAUGUGGCCAUGACAAUGAAGGUUUAUUUGCCGCAGCCGCAGGGUUGCUUGGCCUCGGCGGCGGCUCGCUCUCUCUCCCUGAACAACUCAAAGCGUCAUCGUUUUCCUACUGUUUAGUGGAUCGUGACUCAAACAACACGGGCACUUUCGAGUUCAACUCACCUUUGCCGAGAGACUCAGUCACAACUACUUUAUCCAAAAGCAGCCAAACCGAAACUUUUUACUACGUCGGCCUCACCGGAUUUGCUGUCGGUGGACAGUCGGUCCAAAUCAAUGAGUCGACUUUCGAACUCGACGAAUACGGCGAUGGCGGGAUCAUCGUCGAUUGUGGGACCGCUGUAUCUCGGAUUGAAACUCAGGCUUAUUACUCAUUACGCGAUGCUUUCCGGAGUCAAACGACCAACUUAAAAUCCGCGCAGGGCUAUGCGUUGUUCGACACGUGUUACAACUUCGCUGGUUUAUCAAACGUAAAGGUCCCAACGGUGUCGUUUAUAUUUGAUGGGCGCAAAUAUUUUGAUCUACCCCCCGAGAAUUAUUUGACUCCGGUGGAUUCGGAUGGGACUUUUUGUUUUGCAUUUGCUCCCACAAAUUCGUCACCGCAGAUUAUAGGGAACAUUCAACAACAGGGGACACGUGUCACUUUUGAUUUGUCUAAUGAACGGGUGGGAUUCGCUUCCCCUAAAUGUUAAGGCAUAUUAGGAGUAAUUAAUUAUGUUUUUAUCACGUAAUUAACUGGAAACUUCUCUGUUUGUGUAAAAUUAGGAUACACGCUAAUAAAUGAGGUUAAUUACA
Messenger RNA from Mangifera indica (mango), 1907 nucleotides. RefSeq names its product protein ASPARTIC PROTEASE IN GUARD CELL 1-like. The transcript has a single exon. The record is from RefSeq and is a predicted model, not a curated record. Gene Ontology annotation, molecular function: aspartic-type endopeptidase activity. Lineage: Eukaryota; Viridiplantae; Streptophyta; Magnoliopsida; Sapindales; Anacardiaceae. Gene Ontology annotation, biological process: proteolysis. Bases 335 to 1804 code for a protein of 489 amino acids.